GAAAGAGAAAAUAAAUUAUCCUGGCUUAUAUAUGAACGUGCUUUUCUUUACGACAGUAUUUCGUGCCGAUCAAAGAUGAAAUUAAACAAGACAAGACUGUGUAAUCCAUUCAUUAGAUUUAUUUGGAUUAAUAUUCUUUGCCAUGUUUCUUGCUAUAAUCAGCUUGUAAGACCCGGAUUCACCAGGGCAAGCAGUAGUUCUGUUGGUUAUGGUGGAUACCCAAACAAGACAGUGGAUGGAGACUUCAGACAAAAUCAAUAUACAUACUGCAUGCAUACAGCUUCUGGUCACAAAGAGGCUUGGCUUAGGAUCGACCUUAGGAAGAUCUACAAUAUCCAUUCUGUCAAGUUUUGGUAUAGAAACGACUCAAAAACUAAGGGAUAUAAUACAGGAAGAAUACAGGGAUUUAACAUCCGACUCUCAAAUACAAACCAGACUCUUCCUCAGAACACAUGUUAUCAAGAUGAUGGAAAAACAACUCUACCUCCAAUUAUUGAGAAAGAAUGUAAAGGAGUUGCCCAGUACGUAUGGAUUUACACAAAUAAAACACACAACGGUGGAGUUUUCCUGGAAAUAUGUGAAGUCCAGGUUUUUGAAUGUGAAAGUGGAUUUUACGGUAAAAACUGUACUCAUCCCUGUGGACAUUGUGCUAAAGACGGAAUAUGUGAUCACGUAACUGGUUCCUGUCCUAAUGGAGACUGUGAACCAGGGUGGAAACAUACACCUGAGAUGAGAUGUGAUCAAGCUUGUAACGACUAUUUUUAUGGAAAGAACUGUUCAAAUCCCUGUGGACAUUGUGUAAAAAACUCAACAUGUGAUCACAUGACUGGAUCCUGUCCUAAUGGACACUGUCAGAAAGGGUGGAAAAAUAGACCUGAUAAAAGAUGCAAUAUUGAAUGCAAUAAUGGUACUUUCGGAGAACACUGUAUGUACAGUUGCAGUGGGCAUUGUAAAGGUGGACUGCCGUGUAGAAAAGACGAUGGAAUCUGUAUUGAAGGGUGUGAAGAUGGAUGGACAAAGGAUAAGUGCGAUGAAGAAUGCGAAAGUGGAUUUUACGGUAUCAACUGCACUUAUCCCUGUGGACAUUGUACAAAAAACGCAACAUGUGAUCACGUGACUGGUUCCUGUCCUAAUCGAGACUGUGAGCCAGGAUGGAAACAUACACCUGAAAUGAGAUGUGAUCAAGAAUGUGAAAACGGUACAUUUGGAUUAAACUGUGAGCACAAAUGUAGUGGACACUGCGCAGGUGGAUUACACUGCUCCAAAGUAAAUGGGUAUUGUCCACGAGGGUGUAAUGAUGGUUGGAUAAAGUCUUAUUGUAAUGAAACUUGCAAGGACUAUUUAUAUGGAAAGAACUGCUCAUAUCCCUGUGGACAUUGUGCAAAAAAUGCAACCUGUGAUCACAAGACUGGAUCCUGUCCUAAUGGUGACUGUGAGAAAGGAUGGAAACAUACACCUGAUAAAAGAUGCAAUAUUGAAUGCAAUAAUGGUACGUUUGGAGAACACUGUAUGUACAAUUGCAGUGGACAUUGUACAGGUGGAUUGCCAUGCAAAAAAGAUGAUGGAAUCUGCAUUGAAGGGUGUACAGAUGGAUGGACAAAGGAUAAGUGUGAUGAAAAAUGCGAAAGUGGAUUUUACGGUAAAAACUGUACUCGUCCCUGUGGACGUUGUGCUAAAGACAGAAUAUGUGAUCAGGUGACUGGUUCCUGUCCUAAUGGAGACUGUGAGCCAGGAUGGAAACAUACUCCUGAUAAAAGAUGUAAUAUUGAAUGCAAUAAUGGUACGUUUGGAGAUCACUGUAUGUACAAUUGCAGUGGGCAUUGUACAGGUGGAUUGCCGUGCAAAAAAGAUGAUGGAAUCUGUAUUGAAGGGUGUGCAGAUGGAUGGACAAAGGAUAAGUGCAAUGAAGAAUGCGAAAAGGGAUUUUACGGUAUAAACUGUACUCGUCCCUGUGGACAUUGUACAAAAAACGCAACAUGUGAUCACGUGACUGGUUCCUGUUCUAAUGGAAACUGUGAGAAAGGAUGGAAAAAUACACCUGAUCAAAAAUGCAAUAUUGAAUGUGAUAAUGGUACGUUUGGAGAACACUGUAUGUAUAAUUGCAGUGGGCAUUGUACAGGUGAAUUGCCGUGCAAAAAAGAUGAUGGAAUCUGCAUUGAAGGGUGUGCAGAUGGAUGGACAAAGGAUAAGUGCGAUGAAGAAUGUCAAGGAGGAUUUUAUGGUAUGAACUGCAGUCUUUCUUGUGGACAUUGUUCUAAUAACGAAAACUGCAAUCAUGUGACGGGUUUCUGUCCUUCCGGACUAUGUGCACGGGGAUGGAAUAUUACAAGUGACAGAAAAUGCAAUCAGAAAUGCGAAAGGGGAUUUUACGGUAUAAACUGUACUCGUCCCUGUGGAAAUUGUUUAAGAAACGCAACAUGUGAUCACGUGACUGGCUCCUGUCCAAAUGGAGACUGUAAGCCAGGGUGGAAACAUACACCUGAUAAAAGAUGCAAUAUUGAAUGCAAUGAUGGUACGUUCGGAGAACGCUGUAUGUACAAUUGCAGUGGGCAUUGUACAGCUGGAUUGCCGUGCAAAAAAGAUGAUGGAAUCUGUAUUGAAGGGUGUGCAGAUGGAUGGACAAAGGAUAAGUGCGAUGAAGAAUGCGAAAGGGGAUUUUAUGGUAUAAACUGUACUCGUCUCUGUGGACAUUGUACAAAAAACGCAACAUGUGAUCACGUGACUGGUUCUUGUCCUAAUGGAGACUGUGAGCCAGGAUGGAAACAUACACAUGAUAAGAGAUGUGAUGAAGCAUGCAACGACUAUUUUUAUGGAAAAAACUGUUCUAAUCAAUGUGGAAAUUGUGCCAAACCCUCAAUAUGUGAUCACGUGAAUGGUUCCUGUCCCAACGGAUACUGUGAGAAAGGAUGGAAAAAUACACCCGAUAAAAGAUGCAAUGUUGAAUGCAAUAAUGGUACAUUUGGAGAACACUGCAUGUACAAUUGCAGUGGGCAUUGUACAGGUGGAUUGCCGUGCAAAAAAGAUGAUGGAAUCUGUAUUGAAGGGUGUGCAGAUGGAUGGACAAAGGAUAAGUGCAAUGAAGAAUGUCAAGGAGGUUUUUAUGGUAUGAACUGCAGCCUUUUUUGUGGACAUUGUUCUAACAACGAAAACUGCAAUCAUGUGACGGGUUUCUGUCCUUCUGGACUCUGUGCACCGGGAUGGAAUAUUACAAGUGACAGACAAUGCAAUCAGAAAUGCGAAAGGGGAUUUUACGGUAUCAACUGUACUCGUCCCUGUGGACAUUGUACAAAAAAUGCAACAUGUGAUCACGUGACUGGUUCCUGUCCUAAUGGAGAUUGUGAGCCAGGGUGGGAACAUACACCUGAUAAAAGAUGCAAUAUUGAAUGCAAUAAUGGUACUUUCGGAGAACGCUGUAUGUACAAUUGCAGUGGACAUUGUAAAGGUGGAUUACCGUGCAAAAAAGAUGAUGGAAUCUGUAUUGAAGGGUGUGCAGAUGGAUGGACAAAGGAUAAGUGCGAUGAAGAAUGCAAAAGGGGAUUUUACGGAAUGAAUUGUACCCAUCCCUGUGGACGUUGUGCUAAAACAGAAAAAUGUGAUCACGUGACUGGGUCCUGUCCUAAUGGAGACUGUGAGCCAGGAUGGAAACAUACACCUGAUAAGAGAUGUGAUGAAGCAUGCAACGACUAUUUUUAUGGAAAGAACUGUACAAAUCCUUGUGGAAAUUGUGCUAAAAACGAAAAAUGUGAUCACGUAAAUGGUUCCUGUCCAAAUGGAGACUGUGAGAAAGGAUGGAAAAAUACACCCGAUAAAAGAUGCAAUAUUGAAUGCGAUAAUGGUACAUUUGGAGAACACUGUAUGUACAAUUGCAGUGGGCAUUGUACAGGUGGAUUGCCGUGCAAAAAAGAUGAUGGAAUCUGUAUUGAAGAGUGUGCAGAUGGAUGGACAAAGGAUAAGUGCAAUGAAGAGCAGCUUAUAAAUACCAGGACAACGAAUGUUUCAAGUAGUUCAGUACAUAGAUACUUUAAUGGCAGAGGGACAGCAGACUUAACGAUAGACGGAAAUUUCAACCAAUAUAUCAACUACUGCAUGCACACAGCCCUAGAUUGGUCGGAGGCUUGGUUAAUUGUAGACCUCGGAGAUAUCUACAAUGUGAAAAGCGUUAAAAUAUGGUACAGAGAUGAUACUGGAUCGGAUCGUGCUUACAGACUUAGAGGAUUUUCCAUACUCGCCUCUCAAAAUCCUGAAUUUAAUGAAAACGACACAUGUUAUCAAGAUCCAGGGCAUGUUGCACCCGAAACAAUACUUGAGGUGAAUUGUGAUCGGACAGCUCGAUAUAUAAAGAUAUACACUAACAGGAUAACAUUUUCAUCUCAGUAUGGUGCCGUUCUGGAGAUCUGCGAAAUAAGAAUUUUCGGUUGUCCGCGUUGGAAAUACGGAGAACGGUGUGAAUCCUGCGGAAAUUGCAAAUUGGAUUGUCAUGCAACUGGACAAUGUGAUCGAUAUGGUUGUAUACAUGAUGGAUACAAUUUGCCAUACUGCAAAGAAUGCAAAAGUGGGAGAUACGGCAAAGACUGUAACUCUUCAUGUGGACAUUGUGCCAAUAAUGCAAAAUGUAACAAUAUAACCGGAUCGUGUCCUAAUAAAGAGUGUGCACCAGGAUGGAAAUAUACAACAGACUGGAAAUGUGAUAAAGGCUAGCCAUUUUUAAUAUUUCUCCU
This is a messenger RNA of Saccostrea cuccullata (small rock oyster), 4718 nucleotides long. Its product is annotated as multiple epidermal growth factor-like domains protein 11. The coding region runs from base 76 to 4698 and encodes 1540 amino acids. Gene Ontology annotation, molecular function: scavenger receptor activity. Lineage: Eukaryota; Metazoa; Mollusca; Bivalvia; Ostreida; Ostreidae. The record is from RefSeq and is a predicted model, not a curated record. The transcript is spliced from 30 exons.